This is a messenger RNA of Effrenium voratum, 1407 nucleotides long. NCBI's taxonomy places the organism in Eukaryota, Dinophyceae, Suessiales, Symbiodiniaceae. The record is from the annotation of a GenBank genome assembly.
GCACCUCAGCUCAAUCUCCGGGGCCGUGCCCGGCCACGAGUUCACGUCGGAGAGGACCAAAGGAUCGAGAUGCUGGAAGUAUCACCACCUCAUCGACUACGGCGCUGCGGCCUUGGUCCUGCUGAACUCUGUGGCGAUGAUGUUCGAGCUGGAGAUCGAGGGCCGGGCUGCAGGGCGGCAGCUGGGGCUCGGGGACGGCGCCAGCUGGGAUCUGCACCAGGUGGAGCCCACCUUCCGCUUCAUCGACUCUUCCUUUGUCUUCGUGUUCCUUGGGGAGCUGCUGCUGAGGCUGCUGGUGGAGCGCUGUGAAUUCUUUAAGGACUUCACCAACUGGUUUGACGCUCUGCUGGUGAUCCUCGGGUUGGUGGACGUUUUGAUCAUUGUGCCGCUCUCCAGUGGGGAGGCCAUGGACAUCAUGAUGAUGCGCCUGCUGCGCGCCAUCAAGUGCCUCCGGGCCAUCCGCAUGGUGCGGACGUUCCGGCUCUUUCGGGGGCUGAGCUUGCUGGUGAAGGCGUGUCAGUGCUUCUUGCCGUCCCUGGCCUGGUCCAUGGUGUUGCUUGGGGUCUUCAUGUCCAUGGCAAGCCUUGUCAUGGGCAACUUGGUUCGGGACUUCAUCUUGGACCCCUCCGCCCCCAUGGAGGACCGGCAGUGGAUCUGGAACCGCUAUGGCACGGCCUACCGGGCCAUGUACACCCUCUAUGAAAUCACUUUCGCCGGGAACUGGCCUGUCAACGCACGGCCGGUGAUGGAGAAGGUCAGUCACGGCUUCGUGGUCUUCUUCCUCGUGUAUGUUACCAUCAUUGUCUUCGCAGUCAUUCGCGUAAUUGGCGCCGUGUUCCUCAAGGACACUUUGGACGCCGCGCAGAACGACGCGGAGGCGCUGGUGACGGAACGCAUGACAAAGCGGGCGCAGUAUGUAAAGAAGCUGGAGUCGGUGUUCAGGGCCAUGGACUCCGACCACGGAACGAUUACAGAGGGCACGCUGACGUCCAUGCUGUCGAACCCCAAAGUGGCUGCCUACCUCCAGACCUUGGACGUGGAUGUGACAGAUGGUGCUGCUUUGUUUCACCUCCUGGACAAUGGUGACGGAGAAGUCACACUAGAGGAGUUCGUGGACGGGAUCCUGCGGUGUAAGGGCAACGCCCGCGCCAUCGACCAGGCAGCGAUGCACUGGGACCUGAAGCGCCUGGAGCAGAAGAUCUCGAAGCUCUCGCAAAGGCUUAAGGAGGCCGGAGUGAUCCGGGGACUUGUGCUUGAGCCGAAGGCCCUGCCACCGUCAGAGCAGUGGAGUCUGUAGACUCUGCUGUGAGGAAUGAUGCCGUAAACUUCCCUAGUGUCGACCCAGGAUUAUUCCUGGGUCAACAUGAAAUGGGAAAGGGAGACAUAACCCCCCCUAGGGGCCCUCGU